Messenger RNA from Limulus polyphemus (Atlantic horseshoe crab), 1764 nucleotides. Its product is annotated as probable G-protein coupled receptor 83. Gene Ontology annotation, cellular component: membrane. NCBI's taxonomy places the organism in Eukaryota, Metazoa, Arthropoda, Merostomata, Xiphosura, Limulidae. Gene Ontology annotation, molecular function: neuropeptide Y receptor activity. Gene Ontology annotation, biological process: G protein-coupled receptor signaling pathway. The coding region runs from base 55 to 1074 and encodes 339 amino acids. The transcript has 6 exons. The record is from RefSeq and is a predicted model, not a curated record.
UUAAAAACAUAUUUUUUAGGAUUUACUUGUAAGUAAUUAGUCCAAAUUCUCCAAAUGGAUCCUAGUAACUAUGUAAACGCUAGCAAUAUUUCCGAUAUAAGUCAUGAACUGGAGGCGCUGGGACCUGAUUUACAAAUAUUUCUCAUCACUCUGUAUUCCAUAACGGCAGUGCUGGCUUUAGGGGGAAAUGUAACUGUUAUUGUCGUUUUAACAUUUGGAAAGAAAUCUUCUCGUGAUCUGCGGGCCUUUCUCAUCAACUUAGCUGCUUCUGACAUCACCAUGGCGACCUUUUCAAUCCCUUUCACUUACACAGACUUCAUGUUAGGGCGUUGGAUCUUCGAGCCAUUUUUCUGUCCUGUUGUGUUGUUCAUGCAACAUUGUUCAGUCAUCGUUAGCGUCUACACGCUAACAAUAAUUGGCUUAGACAGGUAUUACGCGAUCAUGUAUCCUCUUGGCUUUCAAUGGACUAAGACCAGAGGCCGGAUUAUUAUCGCCAUCAUAUGGAUUGUAGCUUCUGGAGUGUCUAGUGUCCAGUUGAUCCAUGGACGAGCUGAAGUUUUUUACAUACAGAAUGAGAUAUUCUACGACUGUAAUGAAGUUAUGGAUGAAUUUGGCAGCAAGGUCUACACACUCGUCGUGUUCGCUGUAACAUUUCUCAUCCCAUUGUUGGUUUUAACCUACACGUAUGUUACGAUUGGCUUGAAGAUGUGGAAGCAUAGUGCACCAGGUAAUGCUCAUGAUGAUCGGGAUAAACAACAGCUUCAAUCGAAGACCAAGGUUAUCAAGAUGCUGGCUGUUGUGGUUCUGCUUUUUGCUGUGUGUUGGCUCCCAAUUCACACCUUCAACAUGUUGAUAUACUUCAAAAAAAGCUUUAUAAUUGUUCAGAGCCGAAAAGAAUACAUUAUUUUUGUCUCCGCCUUUUUCUGCUGUCAUUGGCUCUCCAUGGCUAACAGUUUCGUCAACCCUUUUAUUUACUGCUUCAUGAGCGAGAACUUCAGGUGUUGGUUGAGCAGAAGAAAAGUACACUACGGUAUUGCAUCUCUGUACUUCACUAGAGGACUCUGUAGAAACUAGAUGAACGUCAACAUUUGAUUAAAUGUUAUUUACAUAACAAGCUAAUGAAAAAAGAAAAAUGCUGGAAAUGUUGCGCUAAAAGGCUGAUCUGAGGCAGAUGUGUUAUCCUCGGAGAGCGAAACGAAGGACGAGGUUAACUACUCCGAUGGUUCGUAGUCGCUAUUCCAGUUCUAUCCGCACUUCGACUGACAACAUUGUAACAACUAAGCAGUGUAACAAGACGAGUGGCCAACCUCCACAAAUUGGAAUGAAAUCAUUUACUAACAUUUUGUCUGAACCAUAGAAUUUUCUCCUGAAAGACGCCGUAUGGACAUGAAAAUUUUUACUUAAUGCUAUUACCAAUGGAGAGCAGUGUUUUAAAUGUACGUUGUUUUCAACGCAUCUCUUGUUUUUGUCAGUGUUUUCCAAACUAUGGCGCGCGUACUGGUGGAUGGGAGGAGGACGGCCUUUUGGCGGGAGAGCCCAUAAGUAACGAAGGAAGAAACAAAAGAGUUGGAGACGAUGAUAACCUAACAAAACUAUCACUUUACUCUCAAAGCUUUAUUUUUCUGCCCUCGCAUUUACUCAUUUCUUAAGAGUAUUCUUAAUUAAAAAAAUUAUUAAAUACAGGUAAAGAAAAUGUUGAUUUUGCUGUUAUUACUUACGAAAGUUAUUUUAAUGUGAAGGGGGCGCAACCUAAACUUUGUUGCG